Heterostelium album PN500 is the source of this 150-nucleotide messenger RNA. RefSeq lists its product as uncharacterized. Bases 1 to 150 code for a protein of 49 amino acids. The record is from RefSeq and is a predicted model, not a curated record. NCBI's taxonomy places the organism in Eukaryota, Evosea, Eumycetozoa, Acytosteliales, Acytosteliaceae. The transcript has 3 exons.
AUGAAUAGUUUUUUCCAAACAUUAUCUGCUAUUGCAUUGAUUAUCGUUUUAAUGAGUUUAGAGCUUAAACCUAAACCAAAGAGUAGAAGAACUGCUCCAGUCAAACUACAUCAAGAAUUUGAGGAUGAACAACCAAUUAAACAAGAUUAA